Messenger RNA from Orycteropus afer afer, 861 nucleotides. Its product is annotated as paraneoplastic antigen Ma6E-like. The record is from RefSeq and is a predicted model, not a curated record. NCBI's taxonomy places the organism in Eukaryota, Metazoa, Chordata, Mammalia, Tubulidentata, Orycteropodidae.
AUGCUGGAGAGCCUGACCUACCAGGAGCUGAGACCCUUUUCUGGGCGGGAAGAACCAGGCCCUGGAGAAGAGCCCUUUGAGGGCUGGCUGGACCAUGCCUAUGACAUGCUCUACCUGUGGCGCCACGUGCCAGAGAGGGAGAGGAGGAGAAGGCUGGUCGAGUGUUUGAGUGGCCCAGCCCUGGAUAUCCUGUGUGGCCUCCUGGCAGAAGACCCCAGCCUCACUGCACAGGACUGCCUGGUUGCACUGAUGCAGGUGUUUGGGGCCCAGGAUGCGCUCAUGACUGCACAGUUUAAAUUCCUCACCUGCACCCAGCAGCCCGGGGAGAGCCUGUUUGCCUAUGUGAUGCGCCAGGAAGGCCUGCUGCAGGCGGCCACGGAGAAGGGGGCAGUGCACCCGGCCAUGGCAGACCAGGUGCGUGCCCGGCAGUUGCUAAUGCGGGCUCACCUGAGUCCCAUGCUUUACAACAGGCUGAGGAGGAUGCGCAUGGAGGGGCGGCCUCCAGGCCUCCUGGGGCUGCUGCAGCUCAUUCAGGAGACGGAGGCGUUGGAGGCUGCCCAGGCCAGGCAGGUGCUGUCCCACAUGGAGGAAGGGGCUGAUAGAGGUGGUGGUGCCCUGGCUGCUGCACAGGCUGCCCCAGUUGAUGAAGAUGUCACCCAGGCUGCUCCAGCCGCUGAAGAGGCCAGUGAGGCUGUUCACGACGCUGAAGACACCGCUGAGGCUGCUGCAGGAACCAGUGCUGCUGCAGAGGGCAUCCCAGUCACCCAGGAAGUUGAAAGUGCUCCCACCCCAGCUCAGGUGGGUGGUGCUUCUGGGGCACACCCAGAAGAUGCAGGCUGUGGGCCCUCGGGCCUUGCCUAA